Molecule: messenger RNA, 7490 nt
Organism: Megalopta genalis
Lineage: Eukaryota; Metazoa; Arthropoda; Insecta; Hymenoptera; Halictidae
Gene: Root
Product: ciliary rootlet coiled-coil, rootletin
Source: RefSeq, a predicted model, not a curated record
GAACAGCGACUGGUUUGAAAUAUGUCAGCUUAACGUCGGUUUAUUCAUUAUCGUGCUAUUCUUUUCUUUUUCCUGUUUAUCAAUCGAGCGAGAUAAUUCCUCGAGAGAAGAAGAUUCCGUUGGCAAUGAGACGCGCAAAGACUAUCUUUCCCCUUGUGUUAACGAGUUCGUCUCGCCGAACACGCCGAGAACGAAUGACUCGUUCUUUUUCUUCAUCGAAUGAAUUCUGUGUUGCAGCCGUUGUCUAAAGGUAUUCCGCAGAUUUCGACGAGAGGACAGAUGGAAAGGCGGCGGCCACCGUUUCUUAGAGGGCCUAACAAGACGAAAGAGACGGACAAGAAUACAACUAGUAAAAUGGAUUCGUCACGGAGCACCACCAGCGGUAUAGGGGAACGUAGGGAAGACGACGAUCUAUCUCCGGAUGCAUUGGUCAGACAAAAUUGUGAAUUGCGCCAUCGUCUCGAAGAGGAAGCUGUUAAUUACAAAAGACGGCUGGAUACGUAUAGACAAAAUCAGCAGCAUCAGGCAGCCCUUGUUUCUCGUUUACAAGCCAAAGUUUUACAAUACAAACAAAGAUGUUCGGAGCUGGAAAACCAGGUGGCAGAGACCGGCGCGUACGAUUCUAAUAAACUGUCCAGUUCUAUACCAGUAAUAACCACUCCGUUAGACGCAGCGCACCAAACGUUAAGGGAUAUGCGCGAAGAACAAAUUCAUGAUUUAGACACUGCCUUAAAAAAGCUUGCGGAUGAACGUAAACGAUGCGAAAAAUUGUUACAACUAAAUACAACGCUCAAAGAUCAAUUGGAAGAAUCGCAUCAGACAAACGAGGCCCUCACUAACGACCUACAAAAAUUGAGCAACGACUGGGACAUACUAAGGGAAGAACUGGCUAUUAAAGAAGACGAAUGGAAAGAAGAGGAGCAAGCAUUUAAUGAAUAUUACACUUCAGAACACAAUAGAUUAUUAAAUCUGUGGCGCGACGUUGUCUCCGUGAAACGAUUAUUUGCAGAGAUAAAAUCUAAUACGGAAAGAGACCUAUUAAAAAUGAAAAAUGGUAUCAAUUCUACUUUUAACGACGUUUCAUCGGCUUGCGCCAACACAGGAUUUGCUCUGAAGAUGCAAGCAGCCGUGCAGCCAAUGAUAUCGCAACAAGUUCAUCAAGCACAGGAACAGGUAGCGACGGAUUUAAAAAUUGAAUUAUCAACGCUUAAACAACAGUAUGACAUAACUCAAAACGAAAAUCGCAUGAAAGAAGAGAGAAUUAACCAGCUUAUUCGUGACGUUCACACUUUGGAAGAGAGAUGCGGGGAAGCAGAAGCGGAGAUACAACGUAACGUGCGUGCCCAGGACGACGUUGAAAUUCUGCAAUCCGCGUUGAGAGAAAUAGCGCACGCCGUGAUUCAAGAUGCAGAAGCACGUGAGAUUGAAAGCACUCAAGGACCGUCUCACCUACAUUUGACACCUAGCGUUCCAAUUCCUCAGAAAUCACCGAAAAGAGGUACAAGAAGCAACACCAUCCCAGCUUUCGCUGAAAGUACGAUCAGUGCUGUGCAAGCAGCGCUGCAUAAAUAUCAGUUGACUAUACACGAGCUUCAGGUGAAAUUGCAAAGCAAUAAAGAACAAUUGGUGACAACCCGAAGGCAGUGCGAGAACGCGGAAGAAAAUAUCAAAACGUUGGAGAAACGUGUGCAAGAGUUGAUUACCGAGCUGGACACGGCUCGAUCACAGUGUUCGCAGCUUAAUCAAGAGAAGGACAUGUUGCAGAAGGGUCUUGACACCGUAAGAGUGGAAAAGAACGCACUGGACAAGAGUAGGAUCGAAAUUAACAGCAUGAUGGAGAAUUUAAACAACGAUUACGAGAAGCUUCAGAAAUCUAACAAUAAAUUACAAAAGCUCUGUGAUAAUCUCGAAGAUGAAAAGCUGUAUCUGCAAAGCGAAUUGAACAGAGUUUCCAAAGAAGCAGAGUUAAGAGAAAUAAAUCUCCAUUCGGAGGAAGACAGAUGUAGCAAAAUGAGAGAGGAAUUGUUGACCUUGCGAGAAGAGUUGAACAAAGCUUAUUUAACUAAGGACAUGUUGGAACAGCAAAAAUUAGAGACCGACAGUUUAAUUUCGCAAAUCGAAAAGAAUAAAGGCGACUUGGAACUGGAAUUAGAACGCGUGAUAUUGGAAAAAUCGGACGUGCAAGAGGUCCUGAUGAAGAUGGAAACGGUUUGUAGUAAUCACGAGCAAGAGAAACAGCGAUUACAGGAGGAGCUGAAGAAGGUGACGGAUGAGAAAACAAAAUUAGCAAAUCAGUGUACAGAUCAACAAGGUGAUCUAGGUUCCCUGAGGAAGGAGUUACUGCAGGCGGAGCAAAUCAGGCUAGAUUUGGAAUCGGAAAAAGCUACGUUAAAUGAGAAAGUGAAAUUUUUGGAAAUCGAGAAGGAAAAAACUGAAAUAGAACUGGCGCAGGUCACGCGAGAGCGUGGAGAUUUGAGUAAUCAAUUAUCGGUUCUAGCGAGAAAAAAAGAAACUUUGAACGAAGAAUUGAUGAGACUCAGGCAGAGAUUGGAGCAAGCAAAUGAGAUGAAUGGGAGGAUUAAUCGAAACUUGGAGGAUUUGAUAAAAGACAAUGAGGAGAAACAGGUGCUUCUGGAGACCAAUGAGAAAGAAGUGCAACGAUUGCAAGAGCAACUUGCAUCGAUGCGCGGUGAGAAGGAAACACUGGAAGGGGUCCUAUUCGACACACAAACUAAUCUAGAGAGUAUGCACGCAAAGAAGACGCAGUUGGAGAAGGAACAAAAAGAGUUACUGGUUAAUAAAGAGAGCUUGAAAGGGCAAGUAGAACGGCUAAUAAAGGAUUUGGAAAACAACGAGAAGCGGGCACAAGAAAUGAAGCAGAGCUUGACGCAGCAAAGCGGGGAUCAAGAGGCUGAAUUCCAUCACAUUAUCUCCAAUUUGAAAAAACAUAGCGAAGAUAAUAUUAAAAAGUUGAACGACGAGAAAGAACAAGUAAGGCUUAGUCUCGAGAAGCGACUUCAGCAGUCCCUGCUGCAACUUAGCGGUGAAAAGGACAACGAGAUCAAUCAGUUGCAGCAGAGGAUCGACGAGAUGCAGCAACAGAUGGAAAACUUGUGUCAGACGCACGAGGAGGUUCUUCUGAGGGCGGAGAAUGACAAACAGCAGGCUCUAUUAAUGGCUCAUCACGAUCAACAAGCACUACUGGACAAGCUCGAGAGUGUUUUACGAGAAAUGGAGGAAGAAAAGAACAACGUGGAGAGAAUAAAGAGGGAAGCAGCUGCACGCGCUGAACAAGAACGCAACAGUACUAAGCAAUUGCGCGAUGACUUGAAUCGUCUUAAGACAAAAUUGGACGAGACCAAAUUAAAAUCUGACGAAGAGAGGAUAAAGCUUGAUCUGAAGAUCGAAGAGCUGUGGAAAGAACGGGAAUCGGCACAGAGGGAGUCGGAAGAAUUGCAAGUUCAAUUGCAUAUGACGGAGGACAAGGUCGACAGUCUACAAAAUCAGUUGCAGGAGACAGUGAGAAAACUUAAAGAUGCUGAAACUCUGAAUGAAAGCCUGCGGAAAGAGUUAGUGGAUAUUAGAAGGCAAUUAGCUGACUCUACGUACGAAAAGGAGAAGUACCAUAACAGUAACAAAGAGUUACGGGAGCACGUGAAACGCAUCGAAAGUGAAAAGAGGGAACAGAGUAGGACGUUGGAAGAAUCGUACCAAAAGAUUGCAGCUCUGGAGGACAUGAAAGUAGCUAUAGACGCAGAGAGAUCACGUAUUCAGACACAAUUGCGUGACAUGGAACGGGAGACUUCGCAGUUGCAGAAACAAUUACGGUUCACACAGGACGAAUUGCAAAAGUCUCACGAUAGUAAUGCCCAAGCACAGAGCGACGAGAAAGAGUUGCAAGCUCGACUGGCGAACGAGACAGAGGAAAGAGAACGUUUGCAGCUGCAACUGCAUCAAGUGAAGAAACAGUUGAUAGAUGUGGACAACAGUUUGGAAGCCACGCGACAAGAGCUUGGGAGACUGCGUUCACGCGCCGAUGAGGAAGAUGAGAGAUGGAGGACGAGGGAACAGGAGUUACUGGUUAGACUGGAGGACUGUCGAUGCCGUGAGAGAAAGCUCGAAGAUCAAAAACAUAAUUUGGAAGUUUGCUUGGCUGAUGCUUCCCAACAAAUUCAAGAACUAAAAGCACGUCUCGGAGGAUCCGAAGGACGAGUCAGAGCUCUGGACGCUCAGCUAUCGCAACUUGAAAUCGCAAAGAAAGAAGCUGAACAGAAAUUGAGCAGCGUUGGUUCUACCUUACGACGUAUCGUCGGUAUUCAAAUGGAUGGAAAUGUUAACAUGCCGUUCAAAUUGAUGAGUCCUUCGAGAAGAUGGAGUCCAGCGAGAGGUGAGCAAUCGAUCGAUCAACAUCGACGAUUAGAUAACAAUUUGGCUUAUGAUUUAGCUCAAGAGCACACCGAUUCCGGCAGAGACGUGAUAAUCGAUGUUGAUCCUGAAGCAGUUAGAAAAGGCGUGCGUUCCUUCAUGCAACAAGUGGCGCAAAUUGAACGCGAAAGAGACGAUUACAAAACAGAGUUGUGCAACUUGAAGAAACAGCUGACAGAAACUCAAGAGGUACAGAACAAGUCAGACACUCAAAUAAAUACGCUGUUGGCUAACAUCAGAAUGCUGCAGGAUGAGAAGAACUCUUUGGAGAUGAAACUGUCUCAGAAACAGGGCAGUUACGACAUGCAGCUGAACGCUUUGCAACAAAAGACAGAGGAAUGCGAACAGCUGCGCGAGAAACUGGCGAACCUCGAGCUAAUGAUCAGCAGUAGCACCGAAGAAAAGAUACAGUGCGAGGAUAAGUUGGAAAAGAUGAAGCAAGCUUUGAAUCGAGUAGAAAACGAGAAGCGCAAUUUGCAAGAGGAGCUCAAUAGAAGCGAGUCCCGUGCUACUAAACUGGAAUUGCAGAGGAUGUCGUUGGAGGGUGAUCUUCAAAGACUGCAGAUGAUGUUCCAAGAGAAAGAAGCAAAUAUUCAUAAACUGCAAGAGAGAAACGAGACUCAGAGCAGAGCCAUGGCAAGCUUGGAGGAACGCUGUGCUUCGUUAAAAUCAACGAUAGAACAAUUGAACUUAACAUUGGAGAAGGCGUCCAAUACGGAGAGUGAAUUGAAGAGUGAAAUUAAUUGUCUGCAGCGCAAUGUCCUAGAAUUGACGACCUCUUUGCAGACAUCCAAUGAGAAAACCAAGCAGUUGCAAAAACAGCUAACAAAUACUGAAAAUGAGCGAAGAAUUCUGACAGAGCGCGCGGAGUCCUCGCAACAGUCCUUGAGCGAGUUGAAACGUACGAAUCAGUCGUUAACAGAUCAAAUAAAUCGAUUGCAGAACGAAUUGGCGAACAACGAGGUGCAACGUUGCACCUUGGAGUCACAAUUAAGGAUAGCCAGUUUUCCGCAGGAGGAAACAACGAACAAGGACGAGGAGUUAAUGCGUCAGCUGCAAGCAGCGCAGAGGGAGAGGAGCGAGAUGAGAGGAAAAGUGGAUGCACUUGGCGACAAGGUAAAAAUGUUAGAAGUCGAUAAACGUAAUUUAGAACGUCAAAUAUCAUUGGCCAAGUCGACCAGCGUUCGCAGCAAGAGCUACGAAAGGCCAGAAAAAGCACACGCAGAACUGUUGGGCACUAGUUUCGAUGUGGACCACUACGAGCAAGAAAACAGAGAAUUAAGAUUGAAAGUCCGCAGACUGGAGACUCAGCUGGCGGAGAAAGAAGCAGAGCUCAUAAGAGUGAAGUCGGGUUACGUUCAUAGUCAUUCGAUGUACGAAUUUAGUCGGGAUAGAUCUGGAGAAGUUGAGAGACUCAGGGCCGCGCAACUGCAGGCAGAGAAGUUGUUGGAAGCAAGGGAGCAGAGCCAUCGUCAGCAAAUCCUACGUCUGGAAAAUCAGAUUCAACUAUUGCGGGAACAACUGAAUCAGGAGAUAAAACGCAGACAAUUGUAUGUAUUGAGAAGUUCAAGGGCUGGUAGGGAGAUGCAGCAAUUGAGGCAAGCUCUGGGCGACUCGUUGAGAACAGUGGCCCAAGAUCCAUCGCUGGACGCAGUAUUAUUAGAACACGAAGCCCGUAAGCUGGACUCGACUUUAACGAGUACCACCAGUUUACCACCAUCGUUGGCUUUACCACCUCCAUCGCCGUACGACAGAUCUUCCACGCCGGCACAACUCAAAUAAAUCGUCGCUCCGUUUCAGACUGAUUCAGACUCGACAACUGCCAAUAUUCAAUCGUUAUUUGCCAGAAGAAUAGAGUAGAAACGAUUCUUCCACUCGUAGGAACAUUCAUUCUAGUCCCAAGUGUACUUAAAGAUUCAUCCGCGGGUCUGCGUACCUUCGCCUAAACUUCACUUUAAAAUUCUUGCGGAAGAAUGGAUUUUCUCGUAAUCUCUGGUUCUAAAGCUGGAACACAACUUUUUCAGAUCAUUUUUUAUAUGAAUUCGGCAACAAAGGUCGAAGCUGUACCAACGGUACAGUAUAAUAUCGUAAUUAAGACAGUUCUUUCUUUUUGACAAAGAAUUUCUAUACCCGUACCAUUUUUAAUAUUAUCUAAGAUAAUACUAAGAUAAAACGGAAACGUACUUAAAUCUCAGUCCGUCCACGCGUUGCGCAGACUUUCGUUUUCUGCAGUAAUUGCGUCUAUAAGUUAGUUUUUAAUUGAUUUUAGCGUUAUUGGUUGUUGAUUUGAGAAUAUAUGUAUAUCCGGAUUGCGAAGCAUGCGCUUAUGAUCCGUAUAAUGGAAAGCACUUUCAGAGUAAGUUGUACUGGCAAGAGUAAUGCUAUCUUUGGUCUUGUUCCGAGACCAAAGAGAAUCACCGAGCAAAAGCAUUGUAGAGAUAUGCUUCUGAUAGAUGAAUAACUGAAGUCUACCGCGUAGCCAUAGGAAGUAGAACAUGGUACCGUAGAAGGAGGUAUCAAAGGGCAACGUGCACGUAAGGGUUGGUUCGACGAAUUGGAUUGUGUCUAUUCUUUAUCGUUAAGAAUAUAGACAUCUAAUCCAGCCGAAAUAUUUAGCUGGCUUAAUCGAGCUGUCCUGUUUGCGGAUCAUGGAAACAAAUUCAUGUGUUCAGAGACCAUUAGUUUCUCUUUUUCAGUACAAACGUAGCACAAAUAACAGAACGUACUAUUUUAUUAGUACCUUUGCACCAUACAGACUUGAUUGUUACGACGUUUUUUUAAUAGCUCAAUCAAGCCAAUUAUAGAUAAUUUAAGUACUCUAUUUUUAUGUACAACGUAUCCUUUCGUAUAUAUGUAUUUAUGAAAUGGUCAUUUCCGAAAGACACCGGAAUCAUCUACUUUAAUCGACGAAAAAUUCUAUCGAAAUAAGUAGUUUUUUUUCAAUUCUAGUCACGGAAAACAAACAUUUUAUUAUAUGUUUAAUGUUCAUUUUUGUAAAACUAUGUAUACGUACAGAUUAUAAAUAAACUAUUGCAAAUUUCAUGUUCAUGCGUUUACAAAAAAGA